Sciurus carolinensis (gray squirrel) is the source of this 1545-nucleotide messenger RNA. RefSeq names its product TBC1 domain family member 8-like. Bases 71 to 553 code for a protein of 160 amino acids. The record is from RefSeq and is a predicted model, not a curated record. NCBI's taxonomy places the organism in Eukaryota, Metazoa, Chordata, Mammalia, Rodentia, Sciuridae. The transcript has 2 exons.
AGGAGAAGCUGCACACUGUGGUGGACUGCUCCUCUGGACGCCCUUCAGUCGGUUCUACACUGCAGGACGCAUGUUUUCCUCUGACAGCUCCACCUGCUUUGCCAGCAGAGAAGAUGGCUGCUACAAUAUUGUCCUUCUGCUCAGAGAGGUAGUGAGCAUGGAGAAGAUGGAGGACACCAGUCUGCUGCCCAGCCCCAUCCUCAUCAGCAUCAGGAGCAAGAUGGCCUUCCAGUUCAUCGAGCUCAAGGAUAGAGAGACCUUGGUGGAGACCCUGCUUGAGAGACGGAAGCAGGUCCACGCCAACCAUCCUGUGCACUAUGACACCUCAACCAAUGACAAGGACACGGUAGGAGCCUGCAGCAUGGUGGCUUUCCGUGACGUGACAGUCCCCCUCUCACCACCUCUGUGUCAGUGGGCUCCAGAGGGCAUGUGCAGGAAGGUGACCCCCUUGGGUGUGAGCACACAAUGUGCUAGAGAUGAUUGGGCCUCCAGUAGUUGGGGGUGUGAGUCUGGUGUCACCUCUGAUGGGCUGGGUGUCCCGAGUGGGCAUUGAACGCGAUAGAGGGGCUGGUUGGGAAUCACACCACUGCUUGGAGGGGUUGAGCUGGUGUCCCCCAGGUUCGUGGGGCUGGUGGUGUGCUCCCUGGGUGGGUGUGGACCAGACACGCCCCUCCACGUCCAGAGGGAUUGUCGGGCACCCCCACUUUCCUCACAGGCUGGGGUGCUGCCACACCCCAAGGUUGCAGGGGUUGAUGCCCUUUGGAACAGACAGAACCUGCUGAGAGAGGUGCUCCCUCAUUCUUAGGGUUGGAUGACUGCAGAAAAGGACCUGGGCCUGCCAGAGCCUCACCUUCUAGAACUUUCAUUGACAUAUACUUUUAAAAACACAUUUUAAACUAAUACUUAAUAAUGGUGCAUAUUUUCCUCUUACUUUUUUUUGUUUUGUUUUAAAGGCUGGACACACAUGACCUGUUUUGUACUUGACAAGCAUGUGCAGUGAGCACAAGUUUGGGGAUCUUGAAAUGGUGUCCUGUCACAGCAGCAAGGAGCGUGAAGACACGAUCCCACCUCUGCACCCUGGACCCCUGACCGUCGUCCUCCAGCCUUUGGGUAGCCAGAACCCUGACUCCCGCCUGGUGGGUGAGGCCACUCCUUCCCUGCUGUGCCAUGGGCACUGGAGGCUGGGCAAUGACCAUGGAGGGUGUGGCACCUGAGCACCAGCUCCUCUGGACCCAGGUGGAGAGGUGACCGCGGACCUUGGGCAGCAAGGGCUCUCUUGAGGGCUCAGACAGCAGAGGGGGAGCCGGCCUUUCCCCUGUCCGUUAGUGGCUCUCGUGUCAUUCCUGCUGUGUGACUUGGGCAGCGGACGGUGCCGGCCCUGUGGGUUUUCAGGUGUCAACCAAGUGUUCCUCCCCCUGGCCAGUGGCGUCUGUGAGCAUCUCAGUGUCAGUUUCCCGCGUGUGUGUCCUGGGACAAAGGGCUGCCUGUCCUCUAGUUUUAUGAACUAAAAUUAUUUUUGCUUCAUUCAUACUUUUUUCUUUAUAU